AGGCAACGCUGACUAUGUGGGUAAUUUUUAUAAGAGAGAGAGAGAGAGAGAGAGAGAGAGAGUUUGGAAUACUCAUCCUUUUCUUUAAAACUUGUAUGAAUUUGUAAAAAUCGUAAAUUUGAUUGAAAUAAAACGAAUAAUUUAAUAAGUUAUGCCAAAAGUAGUGUCGAGGAGCAUUAUAUGUUCCGAUACGAAAGAUCAAGAAGAAUACAGCGAAGAGAAACCGUUGCACAUUUAUUAUUGUAUAUGUGGCCAGAUGACACUAAUUUUAGAUUGUGCCAUUGAAAAAUUACCUUUAAGAAAAAGAGAUGGAGCAAGAGUAAUUGAUGGCAGUAAACAUGCUCACAAAAUGACUUCGGAACGAGACGAAAUUGUAUUUCUUAAACGUCCAGAGGGAAUUGAAAAACAAUAUAGGCAAAAGUGUAAAAAGUACAAGUAUAUGUGUGUUUGUGCACUAUAUUUUUUAUUCAUAAGUGCAAUGGAAAUAUGUGGCUUAUUGCUGUAUUAUAAACAUGAUCCAGUAGUAAAUGUAGUAUUUGUAGUAAAAGAUUCGGUAAUAAAAAGUUCUGGGGAAGGCCCUAUGACAGACAUUUAUAAUCAAGUGGCCAUUGAGAAACCUAAAAAAAUAAUGGUUACAAAGCACACCAAAAAUAUGGGCAAAUUCAGUUCGGUUACUGUAUCCACGAUUGAUGAAGAAGAGGAUGAAAUAGAAGCAAGAGAAGUCGCAGACUCCUAUGCAAACAAUGCACGUAUCAUAGAAAAACAAUUGGAGAGAAAAGGUAUGAAUAAACGAAAGGCCAUACCAUCCACUGAAAUAGAUUCAAAGCGAACAAGACCAAGAGGAACAUUGUUGGAUGUUUGAUUUUUUAUCAAGAACUAAUCGUAAUUAUGUAAAUUAAUUUACUGCUUAGAGUUAAAAAUAAAUUAAUUUUCUUACAUGUAUUAUUGCGCUUGGACGAAAAAAUUGUAACAC
Molecule: messenger RNA, 973 nt
Organism: Trachymyrmex cornetzi
Lineage: Eukaryota; Metazoa; Arthropoda; Insecta; Hymenoptera; Formicidae
Product: UPF0428 protein CXorf56 homolog
Exons: 4
Coding region: 152-862 (236 amino acids)
Biological process (GO): endoplasmic reticulum membrane organization; endoplasmic reticulum to Golgi vesicle-mediated transport
Source: RefSeq, a predicted model, not a curated record